AUGAAGUUGCCUCAACUGUUUGCGCUCGGGUGCUGCUCGAUCAUCGUGGUCCUGUCAGAGAGCACGGAAUCGGGCCAGCAAGAGCUGCUGGCACGGGCAUCGGCGCAAUUGGAACGACUGGCGCCGUACAGGAGGUCCUCGUCGUCGGUUCAAGGGUCGUCCGACGAGCAGUGGCAAUUUCUCGAGGGCGCGGCAAAGGAUCCCGGGACGGUGCUCGAGGAUCGACAAAUGGCCUUCGAGAUCUAUCAGAUCCUGCCCGAGAACUUGCAGAAGGACAUCGCGAGGCGGAUGGGCGGUGAUCAGGCGGUGGUCGAGCUGCUCGCGAACCCCAAGUACAUGGCGUUGCUGCAAGAGAGGCGAAAGAGAUCCGGUAAUAAGGGAAGUUACGGGGUGAAACGCGACGGAUACGGAUACGAGGGAUACGAGAGGCUGCCUGACGAGGGACAACCGCCCGAAGAAUACGGAGGAUACGGCCCGGAGGAGCAUCCUGGCGGCGGCGAGUAUCCACCCUACGGUGGCUACCCGCAGUCGUCUGGCUCCGAUUCCGGAGGGAUUAUAAAGGGAUCCGGGAGCUUGAUAGGCGGGAUAGCCAAAGGUAUAAUCGGCGGUAUCGUCAGUGCAUCGGGCAGUGCAUCGAAAGGUUCGUCCUCGAUCUCAGCUUCGAGUGCUUCGGACGCGAGUUCCUCAUCGAGCUCGACUUCUUCGGGUAACCAGAACAAGCCAGAAUAUGGACAAGUUUAUUCGUACGGCGAUAAGGCGUUCGACGUUUGGGACUUCAAAAAGGCGAUCGUUAGCACAUUAAUGCAAGCGGUAAAAGCCAUAAGUGGCGGUGUGAUUGCUUUGAAAGGUCAGCUUAUCAAAGGAAGUGGUUACCUUGUUUCCUCGAAAGGCAAAAUGAUUGCUACAACAGGGGAUGCAAUCACGUCUUUGGGGCGUAAUAUCGCGAAGAAUGCUGCAUACCCUCCGCAACCUCCGCAUCCUGGUUAUGGUUACGGUCCUCCUCCGGAAGGUGGUCACCACGAAUCGUACGACGGACCACCGCCCGGUGUCGAGGAUUACAACGAGCCGAGCAACGAGUAUCAUGGAAACACAAAUUAUGAAUCGUCCUCAGACGUUGAUGAACACGCGGGCCUCCUGAUCGUGAAACAGACGAAACCGAACGAUCACGAUGACCAUUCCACGGACUUGGACUCUCAAAAACCUGCCCUGACGCACCUGGAGGAUAAUUACAAUGGCCCGCCGCCAGGAUUGGACGACAAACACGUUAAACACACCUUGGUGGGGAACAUAGAUAUCUAUGAAAAGCCUAACAACGGAAACGACGUUACGGAGACCCAUCAUCAUCUACACGAUCGUCCGCCAUCGAGCUACGACGUCCCGACUCAUCAUCACGCGGUGGAUGAUCACAAAGCGAUACACGACUAUCCGAUUUAUCCUCCCCUGGCUUCCGGUUUGCCACUGAGUCUCCAUGGCCCGUUAACGAUUCAGCAGAGCCUCGAAUAUCCACCGAUACACAUUCAGUACAAGUUUCCUGGUAAAGGAAGCUUCAAAUUGCCUCACGCGGACAACUCUAUGGACGUGUACUCGAGCUUCUCGAUCGACGUAGAACCCGACAUGAAUGCGUUCAAACUAUCCACGGGAAAUCACGGGCCUGGCCACGAGCUGCCAAAACUACCACCGCAUCCAAAUUUCCACGGUUUUCCGCCGAACCCCUUUCCCGGCGCCCCGGUGCAAGGACCUUUGAAGAUACCCCUGUUGAGUCCGUAUUUACCGCCCCAUUGGCCCAGUCAAGGAUUGCUUCAACCUAUCGCUGGUUUCGAUGCACACGGUGUCUAUCGAAGGAGGAACACUGCCCACAGAAGGAGAUCUGUAAACGACGUUGCACAGCGUAUGAGACGGCACCGAGUAUAAUUUAAAUUACUGACCGCAGUGGUCUAUUCUUAUGCGUUCUACCCCUCCGUGAGUGGAUUCAGAAAGUACAAGAGACACUGAAUUUGUAUAAAAAACGGAGAUUGCAG
Colletes gigas is the source of this 2018-nucleotide messenger RNA. RefSeq lists its product as uncharacterized. The transcript is spliced from 6 exons. Bases 1 to 1911 code for a protein of 636 amino acids. The record is from RefSeq and is a predicted model, not a curated record. Lineage: Eukaryota; Metazoa; Arthropoda; Insecta; Hymenoptera; Colletidae.